Messenger RNA from Alosa sapidissima (American shad), 1342 nucleotides. Its product is annotated as allograft inflammatory factor 1-like. Gene Ontology annotation, cellular component: actin filament; ruffle membrane. The record is from RefSeq and is a predicted model, not a curated record. Gene Ontology annotation, biological process: ruffle assembly; actin filament bundle assembly. Gene Ontology annotation, molecular function: calcium ion binding; actin filament binding. The transcript has 6 exons. NCBI's taxonomy places the organism in Eukaryota, Metazoa, Chordata, Actinopteri, Clupeiformes, Clupeidae. Bases 129 to 569 code for a protein of 146 amino acids.
CAUUAACCUCCACACUUCCCCUCUGUCAACCUUCAUAUACAGAGGAACUAGAAGCGUUCUUUUCAUUUCACUUUUAUCAGACACCACAUCUGCCAAGACUUAUAUCUCUUUAGUGGGGAAUAACAGACAUGAACAAACAAGGUGGGAAAGCAUAUGGAAUGCUCAAAUCCCAACAAGACGACAAACUGAACUCCAUCAAUGAGAUGUACCUUACUGAUUCUAAGUAUGCUGAUGUGGAAUACCUGCAGUCCAAACUGGAAUCUUUCAAACACAAAUACAUGGAGUUUGACCUUAAUGACCAAGGAGAAAUAGACAUUAUGGGUCUAAAACGAAUGCUGGAGAAGUUGGGUGUUGCCAAGACUCAUCUUGAACUAAAGAAGAUGAUGUCUGAAGUGGUGGGAGAUAAAGAGUCCAGGGACACCAUCAGCUACACUGAUUUCCUUAACAUGAUGCUUGGGAAGAGGAAUGCAAUAUUAAGGCUGAUUCUAAUGUAUGAAGAAAAAGCAAAGGAGCAAGAGCCCAAGAACACUGGCCCACCACCUCCCAAAACCUUUGCUGAUCUCCCAUAAAUUCAAAAUGAUUCAAGUUAGGAUAUGGCCUUCAGUAUUAUCUGAGACAUCAUAUUAUUCUAUUAUAGACAAUGAAUCAAGUUGUUUAACGUGUAAGGCUACAAGUAAGAUAAGGACGACACAGCGUUCGGGUAGCAGAAGUUAAUGCACAUUCAAGGUGGUAAUGUGACCAGAACGCCAAAUGGUCAUUACACCUUGAGGUACAUUAACUUCUGCUUUCUGAAAAAAGUCCAUUAUCCUGCUUAUACCACUGUUGCCACACUUGCAUUAUGUAGCUUAUGGCCUCCUUACACCAAACAACUUUGACAAGAUUUGGGAAAGAUUCUUGAAAGAUUGUAGUCUUUUGAGUAACGCUUGAAUGGGGGGUAUUAGUUAAAAGACUACAAUCUUUCAAGAAUCUUUUUCCAAAUCUUGUCAAAGUUGUUUGGUGUAAGGAGGCCAUAAGCUGAUAAUAUUUCCACGUUUUGAUCACUAAAACAGAAUUGCUCGUAGAACUACUUCACCACACCUCACCACAUAUUCUCUAUUUUCUUAACUUACAGGACACACUGCCAUUACUAGUUCAAAAUGUGUGGUUGCUUUGGCCAGCACAGCCCCCCAAUAUGACAUGGGCUCCCCUGAAAAAGUGAUGUGAAAUAUUGGGAGUCUCUAAAAUCUGGAUGAUGCUAUUAUGCCAUGCAAUUUUGCAGUUUCCUGGAUCAGACAUAAAAUCAUAUCUUCACAUAUUGAUUUAUCACUAAUUCCCUUAAAUAAAGAUACUGACAUGCAUGCUA